Molecule: messenger RNA, 1342 nt
Organism: Nanorana parkeri
Lineage: Eukaryota; Metazoa; Chordata; Amphibia; Anura; Dicroglossidae
Product: oocyte zinc finger protein XlCOF6.1-like
Exons: 2
Biological process (GO): regulation of transcription by RNA polymerase II
Molecular function (GO): DNA-binding transcription factor activity; RNA polymerase II cis-regulatory region sequence-specific DNA binding
Source: RefSeq, a predicted model, not a curated record
AUGGAGGAGGGGGAGGUGAUGGUGAAAAGUGAACAGGAAGAAUCUUCUCUACAUACGGACACAAAUGGACUCCAUGUCUGGAAUGUCUCUGAGGGACGUCUUAUUUUAUCUCAGGACAUCACACAACAUUCUCCGGGAGUGAAUCCCAUUACUCAUAAUGGACAUCACAGACCUUCCCAUGCAGAGACAUCAAUGGAUCCCUCUAAUCCUGAGGAACAUUCUGACCAAUCACAGACUGUUACUCCAGAUAUCCAUCUGAGAUCUCAGAGUGCGGAGACAUCAACAGAUCCAUCUAAUCCCGAGGAAUCUUCUUUAACCCGUGAAGGAGAUCACACAGGAGAGCGUUCAUUGUCUUCCGUGUCUGGGAGAUCUUUCACUAAAUACAAAAACCUUCUUAGUCACCCGACAAGUCACACAGAUGAGCAUCCUUAUUCAUGUUUACACUGCGAGAAAUGUUUCAGCGACAAAGGAAGGCUUCUUAGACACCAAAUAAUUCACACAGGUGAACGACCUUAUCCAUGUUCAGAUUGCGGGAAGUGUUUUAUUCGGAAAGAACACCUUAUUACACACCUGAGAAUUCACACAGGUGAACGUCCUUUUUCAUGCUCAGAGUGUGGAAAAUGUUUUAUUAAGAAAGAACACCUUAAUACACACCGAAGGUAUCACACGGGUGAACGUCCCUAUUCAUGCUUAGUGUGCGGGAAAUGUUUCACUGAGAAAACUGUACUUCGCAGGCAUCAAAAACUUCACACAGGUAAGGGUCUCUUUUCAUGCUCAGAAUGCGGGAAACAUUUUACUCAGAAAGGAAACUUUCUUAAUCACCAGAGAAGUCACACAGGUGAUCGUCCUUAUUCAUGCUCGGAGUGCGGGAAAGGUUUCAUUCGGAAAGGACAACUUGAGAAACAUCAGAGAAUUCACACGGGUGAGCGUCCUUAUUCAUGUUCAGAGUGUGGAAAAUGUUUCACUGAGAUAGGAGGCCUUCUUAGACAUCAGAAAAUUCACACCGGUGAUCGUCGUCAUUCAUGUUCAGAUUGUGGGAAAUCUUUCAUUCAGAGAGGAGAUUUUCUGAAACACCAGAAAAGUCACACAGGGGAGCGGCCUUUUUCAUGUUUAGAGUGUGGGAAAAGUUUCACUGAGAAAAGAAGCCUUCUUUCACACCAGCAAAUUCAUACAAGAGUUCGUCCUUAUUCAUGUUCAGAGUGUACAAAAUGUUUAACUGAGCAAGGAAGCCUUCUUAGACACCAGAGAAUUCACAUAGAUGCGCAACCCUGUUCAUGUUUAGAGUGCGGGAAAAGUUUCUUUACGAAAGCAGACUUAGCUAGACACCAGAGAAUUCAUACAG